This is a messenger RNA of Chionomys nivalis (European snow vole), 2919 nucleotides long. It is a transcript of the gene Gmcl1, whose product is annotated as germ cell-less 1, spermatogenesis associated. Lineage: Eukaryota; Metazoa; Chordata; Mammalia; Rodentia; Cricetidae. Gene Ontology annotation, cellular component: nucleus. The record is from RefSeq and is a predicted model, not a curated record. Gene Ontology annotation, biological process: germ cell development. Gene Ontology annotation, molecular function: protein binding. Bases 166 to 1746 code for a protein of 526 amino acids. The transcript has 14 exons.
GUCUUGAGGAGCCGGCGUCUGUGGCGCGGCGGGCGGGGCGGAGGAUGGAGAUGAUGACUGCGUUCUCGGCGACGGUUGGGGCUGUGCGCGAGGCGGCUGCCGAGUAGGCGGUGGGGCGUCAGGCAUGGCGGGGCGGCCCCUUGGCGCUCCCUAGGCGCCGGAGCCAUGGGCGCGCUGAGCAGCCGGGUGCUGCGGCCCGCGGGGCGCGCUGAGCAGCCCGAACCCGCGUCCGGUUCUGGGGGCGCGUCCCGCUGGUCAGACGCGGGCGAGGAUGCGGCCCAGGGCUUCUGUUACUGUCCGGGCGGCCGCAAGCGCAAGCGCAGCAGCGGCGCAUUCUGCUACUGCCACCCCGACUCCGAGACAGACGAGGACGAGGACGAGGACGAGGGCGACGAGCAGCAGCGGCUGCUAAACACCCCGCGCAGGAAAAAGCUAAAGAGCACAUCUAAGUACAUCUAUCAAACAUUGUUUUUGAAUGGUGAGAACAGUGACAUUAAGAUUUGUGCUCUAGGUGAAGAGUGGAGCUUACACAAAAUCUAUUUAUGUCAAUCUGGCUACUUCUCUAGUAUGUUCAGUGGUUCUUGGAAAGAAUCCAGCAUGAAUAUUAUUGAACUGGAGAUUCCUGACCAGAACAUUGAUAUAGAAGCACUGCAGGUUGCAUUUGGCUCACUGUAUCGAGAUGACGUCUUAAUAAAACCUAGCCGUGUCGUCGCCAUCUUGGCUGCAGCUUGCAUGCUGCAGUUGGAUGGUCUAAUUCAGCAGUGUGGUGAGACAAUGAAGGAGACAAUUAAUGUGAAAACUGUGUGUGGCUAUUACACCUCAGCAGGGACCUAUGGAUUAGACUCUGUAAAGAAAAAGUGCCUUGAGUGGCUGCUGAACAACCUGAUGACUCACCAGAGUGUGGAGCUUUUCAGAGAACUCAGUAUAAACGUCAUGAAACAGCUCAUUGGUUCAUCUAACUUAUUUGUGAUGCAAGUGGAGAUGGAUGUAUACACAGCUCUUAAAAAGUGGAUGUUCCUUCAGCUGGUGCCUUCCUGGAAUGGGUCUUUAAAGCAGCUUUUGACAGAAACCGAUGUCUGGUUUUCAAAGUGGAAAAAAGACUUUGAAGGGACGACUUUCCUUGAAACUGAGCAGGGAAAACCAUUUGCGUCCGUGUUCAGACAUUUAAGGCUACAGUACAUUAUCAGUGAUCUGGCUUCUGCAAGGAUCAUUGAGCAGGAUUCUCUGGUACCUUCAGAUUGGCUGUCCUCAGUGUAUAAACAGCAGUGGCUGGCUAUGCUCCGGGCUGAACAAGACAGUGAAGUGGGACCUCAGGAAAUCAAUAAAGAAGAGCUUGAGGGAAACAGCAUGAGGUGUGGCAGGAAACUUGCCAAAGAUGGUGAAUACUGCUGGCGGUGGACAGGUUUUAAUUUCGGCUUUGACCUCCUUGUGACAUACACCAAUCGGUACAUCAUUUUCAAACGGAAUACACUGAAUCAGCCAUGCAGUGGAUCUGUCAGCUUACAGCCUCGAAGGAGCAUAGCAUUUAGAUUGCGAUUGGCUUCUUUUGACAGUAGUGGAAAACUCAUAUGCAGUCGAGCAACUGGCUACCAAAUACUGACACUUGAAAAAGAUCAGGAGCAAGUGGUGAUGAACUUGGACAGCAGGCUUCUGGUCUUCCCUUUGUAUAUCUGCUGUAACUUCCUGUACAUAUCACCAGAAAAAAGAACUGAAAGUCACCGUCACCCGGAAAUCCCAGGAAACUGAAGGAAGCACUCCGUGGGAAGAGGAGCACUCUGAAAACUGUCAAGGGCAGCUUUAACGUCACAGCCUCCUGCGUUCACGUCCAAGGUGACUAACAGUGCUGGGCCCUUAUGGACUUCAUGGACGCUGCAGGGGAUGUCCUCACCCGCAUCACGUCUCUAUGCACAUGUGAAAACGUACUGUAAACUAAGGCAGUACCUGUCAAACCUUGUAUGUUAAAAGGAUAUCAACUCUCGCUUUAAUUUAGUAGCAGUAGAAAAUUGCUUUCGAUAAAUUUCUCAUUUCUUUGCAACAAAAUAUAGAUUGAAUUUUGAGCUUGAAUUACCUGCCCGAUGUAAGUGAGCUUCUCCUUUUCAUCUGUAAAUUUGUUCUGUUUUGUUAAGAGAAUGCUAAGGGCAUAGCUUGAAUGGUCAGUUAUAAAUGCUCUUUCAGCUGGUGCCCUUAACGCCGUCUUUUAGGUUUUCAGUCGCUUGUUGAGACUUCUACUGAGUCUGAGACCUUCCAGUCUCGCCGCUUCCCAUCAGAUCCUUCUCGUGGUUUGGGAGACUAGGCUUAGGAACUGUUUCUGUUUCAGUUUUGUUUGUUUUUGUUUUUAAUCUAAAUUCGGGCAUUUUUCAUAUUUUUUAAACUUUAACUUUCCUACAAUUUUAAAUGACAACAACAAUCAGCUUUAGGACUUGAAAUAAACUUGAAUAAGGGAAAUCGGUUUGAUUCUGAGAUAUUCCUUCGCCUUAUGUGCGCGGUCUUGUCUGACUUUCUGUGUUCUCUGUUAUGAGUUAUUUAUGUAGAAUACUGCAUUUUCAAACAUUUUGUGUUCUCUGAUCGUUGGAAUUUAUCUUCAAAUUUUAGUUGGGAAUCUUGUUUCCUACUUAAGCUCAGGACUUUCUAACCUCUGAACUGAGUGCCUUUGAGUCAACAUGCAAACGGAUUCGUGGUGAAUGUACAGGAGGAGCUGGAACAAAGCCUUCGUGCUAGAACAACCUAUUUUUGUCAAGAAUGAGAUGUAUGCUGUCAUGAUUUGUAUACAUUGGUUCUUUGUGUUUAUUGCUAUUUUGAAAAUAGCCACUCUCAUUUUCCUCCAGUCAGAGUAAGUGCUUUUGUGGUUGAUGUAUGUUUUAGUAGUUUUUUUUAAAUUGGAAUCAUUUUUAUGUAUCUGUUCAAAUAAAAUGAUCAUUU